CAUCUUCAGCGUCUGACAAGCAGGGUGAAACAGCAAAAUUGCCGAAACCGAACAGAGCUGGCUGAAGCAAAAUACACAAAACGGCAAUAUCACCCGAACUGUGUAAAAAAGGUUCUUUAAACAUCCCAUCCAAAUUACACGAUGACUACCGACAUUGCUCGCGAGUUUGAGGCACCAGGAUUCAGCUUUGAAAACUGUCGCCGAAAUGCUCAACUGGUUAAGAAUGGCUUCGUGCCACCGAAGAUGAUCAAAACCGGCACCACCAUCUGUGGUAUUAUCUACAAGGAUGGCGUCAUUCUCGGUGCCGAUACGCGCGCCACCGAGGGCCCGAUCGUGGCGGACAAGAACUGCGAGAAGAUCCAUUAUCUGGCGAAGAACAUGUACUGCUGUGGUGCCGGUACGGCCGCCGACACCGAGAUGACCACACAGAUGAUUGCCUCCAACCUGGAGCUGCACCGGCUGAACACGGGCCGCACCGUGCCGGUGGUGGUGGCCAACACGAUGCUGAAGCAGUUUCUGUUCCGCUACCAGGGCUACGUCAGUGCGGCGCUGGUGCUCGGCGGGGUGGACACUACCGGAUCGUACAUCUACUGCAUCUACCCGCACGGUUCGACCGACAAGCUGCCGUACGCGACGAUGGGUUCGGGCAGCUUGGCCGCCAUGUCCGUGUUUGAGUCGCGCUGGAAGCCGGACAUGUCGGAGGAGGAGGGCAAGAAGCUGGUGCGCGACGCGAUCGCGGCCGGUGUGUUCAACGAUCUCGGCUCGGGCUCGAACAUCGAUCUGUGCGUCAUUCGGAAGGAUGCGACCGAGUAUCUGCGCACCUACGAGGAGGCGAACAAGAAGGGCACGCGCAGCCUGGCGUACGAUUUCAAGCAGGGCACGACGGCGGUACUGCAGAGCAAGUGCUACAAGGUGGACGUGACGGAUACGGUCGUGCGCCAUCUCGUGCCGGAAGGGGUGGAGAGUAUGGAUACUGCUUAGAGGGGCGGAGAGAUGAGGAGUUCUUAUGAGUUUUAAUUCCAACGAGCAUCUUGUAUCGGUAUAAUUUCGGGAAUAAAUUACAGUCUCGUUUGGGACGAAAAAUUGUA
This is a messenger RNA of Anopheles merus, 1088 nucleotides long. RefSeq names its product proteasome subunit beta type-7 (gene Prosbeta2). Gene Ontology annotation, molecular function: threonine-type endopeptidase activity. The transcript has 2 exons. The record is from RefSeq and is a predicted model, not a curated record. Gene Ontology annotation, cellular component: proteasome core complex. NCBI's taxonomy places the organism in Eukaryota, Metazoa, Arthropoda, Insecta, Diptera, Culicidae. The coding region runs from base 142 to 981 and encodes 279 amino acids.